Molecule: messenger RNA, 2149 nt
Organism: Actinia tenebrosa (Australian red waratah sea anemone)
Lineage: Eukaryota; Metazoa; Cnidaria; Anthozoa; Actiniaria; Actiniidae
Molecular function (GO): hydrolase activity
Source: RefSeq, a predicted model, not a curated record
UUCUUUUUAAAAAGCACACUUUUGCAAAGCAAGCAUGAGAAAGAUGAGAGUUUGGAUUCUGUUAAUCAUUUUGGGAUUAGUUUUGUCAGGGAACACCAACAGUGUUACUGAGAAACUUAAUAAGAAACGGGUACAGAGAAGCAAUUCGCGAGCGCUUACCACGAUGAUUCAACAAGACCAGACAAGUUUAAAAAGUGAAGAAAUUGAUAUAGUAACAGAACUAUUCAACGUCAAUAAGAAAUCUGCUGAUUUGAUUCUGGGAAAUUUGUUAGCGAAGCAUAGACGAACCGCAUACAAACCACGGGAGAGAAGAGAAAAUAUGAAAGAAAAUGGGUUUGGAAAAAAACGCGGAAAUGGAUUUCAAGAUUUUUCAAGACGUACGAGCUCGAUCUAUUAUAAAGAGGCACGUGUUGACGAAGCAAGGAAAAUCUGUAGGAGUGAUGCUAACACAGAUUUAUAUACUUUGAAAAGAUACCCGAAACCUCUGGAAUAUGAGCGGAUCAUUUUAAAGGAUGCCCGCUCAAGUAAAGCCCUGUGCUUAGAUGGUACACCGGCAGUGUAUUUUCUCAGAAAAAGCAAAGCCAGAAAUCAAGGAAAACGAUGGAUCAUUUUUUUCCCCGGUGGUGCGUGGUGCUCAAGCAAAGAACCAUGUUUUACUCGCUCACAAACAGAUCUUGGAUCAAGCAAAUAUUUUCCUUCUCUCGCCAAGCAAGGUGGCAUUUUAUCAAGCAACCGUUCCAAAAAUCCCUAUUUUUACGACUGGAAUGUUUUAUAUUUGCAGUACUGUGAUGGUAGUUCGUUUAUGGGGAACGUUGAACAGCCUGUAUUGCAUGGAAAGGUUUAUCUUUACUCUAGGGGAUUUACAAUUCUGAAUGCUUUCCUGGACGAAAUUAUUCCCAAAUAUUUAUCCAAAGCCCGUGAAGUAGUCGUGGUUGGCAUAUCUGCUGGAGCUCUUGGUGUUUUGGCAAAUGCAGAUUUGAUUUCGUCUCGCAUUCCACAAGCCAUAAAGGUACAUUUCGUAUCAGAUGGUGGGUUCUUUGUAGACGUCCGUUGUAGAGACAAACAGUAUGUAUUUAGUCGCUGGAUGAAAAGCUUGCAUGUUUUUCACAAUAUCACAAGUGCUCUUCUUCAAGAUUGCAUGGUAAGCUUUAAAAGACAAGAAUGGAUGUGUCUAAUGCCAGAGAACAUUCUACGUUUUACAAAAUCUUCAAUAGCGAUCAUCAACUCCAUGACUGACGCUUGGCAGCUCGUAAAUCUUAAAGGUGCUGAAUGUGGUUAUGCGCCGCGUUCUUGCGACAACUACGAAUUAGGCUUAGCUCAGCAGCUGCGUAAUUCUAUGACGAAGUCACUAAAUCCAAUUACGGGCAUGGAAAACAUUUCUUUAUUUCUGUAUUCUUGUAUAAGGCAUUGUAUGAUUCACCAGUACAAGUCAUGGCGGUUUUUGAAGGUUGGGUCCAUGACGUUAGAAAAAUUUGUUUAUGAUUUUGUUAGCGGUGAAAAAAAUGUUCAACUAAUUGAAGAUCGUAAUGGCAAUCCAGUUUGUACAUUGUAAGACCUGUCUAUUUACUUGUUUAAAGCCCGGUGCUCGCUAGCCGACGCAACUACAAGCCGCCGCCGUCGGCUAGUGCAUGUCAGUUCUCACUAUAAAAAGAAGCGAAGCAAGCGCAAACGCUAGAGCAAGAGAACGGAAGAUCAUUACUACCCACUGCCACCAAGACUAGAUUAAUUAUGGCCCUAAAAAACACCACUAUUACUUUUAAUAGUAUCAUUAUAUUAUCAAAGAAACGGAGCUGAAUAGGUUAAAGGACGACGCCGUUUAAAAAAAGAAAAUAAACGAAACUCGUGAAACAACCUUUCUACCAACGAUACUACGAAGAUUUAUUAAUAACACGUCAUGGCGGUUACUUUUGAGAAGUUUGAAGAAAGACUUCGGUUAUCGAAAACGAAUAACGGCUCGACAAAUCACGUUGCUAGACAUCGAAGUAUCAUCAAAGGAUAAAUGGAUUAAAAUGGUUUUUAAAUGGAAUUUUAACGCGACCUUUAAGUAAACAGGGAAAAUGGUUAAAUCCACAACGAUUCUGUACAUUUAAAAAUAAGUUUACAUAUCAUGACAAAAUAAAAGGGUUUUAGUAAAACAGAAUGACAGGUC